AUGGAUCAGGUCCGCCACACAAUCUGCACGUCGCACUGUACAACUCCCUUGCUAGUUGAAUAUCUCGGCUAUCCCUGUAAACCGGACUGAAUGGCGCAGAGCGCUUCUAAAUUUCAAAAAUCCGAUUAUCGUGUAGCAAACUAGAAAACUUAUCACUCCAAAAAAGACCACAACAACAAAGAGAGCGCAGACAACUAAAAAUAGGCCCGUUAAAGGAGAGCUUUUUGCAGCGGGGAUGGGCGUGGUCGCUGAUGCACAGAUGUUUACGCACCGUAUGUUCGGCCCCAAUUAAUAAGAGUGUAGCCUUAUCAGUGUUCAUGAAAAUUUUUAAUCGGGACACAAACAAAUUCGGCCGACUAUUUAAGUCGCUCCCGCCCGAUUUUUUAUGCACUUCUGCGAAUUGUAGCCUCUUGACCGGGUUCUCUGGUCGAUUUGCGUGCGAAAUUUGAAUAUUCGAAUUGAUUUUGGGAGAAACUUGAAACUUGAAAAAUUUGAGAUCUCGAAAAAAAUCGUCGACAAAAUGUAUCGAGGUAAAUUUUUUUUAAUUUUGAAUUGGCAUUCUGUUUCAAUUUUCAAAAAAUUGCUUUUUCCGAGAGAAAUUCAAAAAGUAAAUGUCAAAAAGUUUUUUUCUGGCCACUCUGCAUUUAUUUUUAGUGGUUAAAAUUUGAUUACAAUAAUUUUUUACACAAUAUUUUUUACAACUUUUUUUUUACUUUCAGAUAUUUUUGAAUUAACAAAAAAAAAUUUUUUCUUUUUGAAAUCUAAUUGUAAUUAAUUAUCUUGUUAUUUUUUCAGCCUUCGAUUCCUACCAAUCCCAAUCACAGCCUCUUCCCUGUCCUCCAUCCGUCAAUUCGCAGCAUCUCCAACCCCGCUCAAAUCUGAUGUCCUCUUCCUCUUCCUCCUCCGCCUCCGUCCUUGGCUGGGACUCCUCUUCGGCGUCGGAGUCGCCCUCCGCUCCCGCCACAGCGCAGGACUUCCUCACCGGCUUCAAUCCCGACUCCAAUCACCCCUACUACAACGAGCGAUACAGCGAGUUCAGCAUGGUCAAGUCGCAGUACUACGAAAGCAAUCCCAUGCCCUCGGGGCAUGGGGAGCAGGAGAUCUUCUCGCCGUGUCAGUCAGUCAGCUCCUCGUCCAGUAUAACUGAUGACGAAAAUAUGCAGGACCCGCAGCAAUUUGAUCAGCAUGACAUGCAGGGACAGCUGCAAAUGCCUCCGCCACAAAUGGUAAAGGCUGAAAAAUUUUUGUCUUUUGGCGGGAAAUUUAAAAUUCAAAAAAAAUUUUUUUUUGAAUUCUGAAGUUGCCAGAUUUUGUAAAAAAUUGGCCAAAGGUAAAAAAUAAGCCAUAUCUGACAUUUUGAGCUCUCAAAAAAACAUUUUUUUCCGCGGUCUCUCAUCAUUUUCCAUGAUGUCUCGGCUCCAAAAAUUCUUGAUUAUAAUAGCUGUUAUUGCGAAGCAAGAGCUAAGAUUUUAAUGAAUAAUUUUAUGACCUACAAAGGAUAUAUGGGCCAAGUUCGACGAAAUUUUAAGCAUUUUGCCUCGAGAAUUUAAAAAAAUUCAAGAUUUGAAAAAAUAGAAAAUUUUUGAAGAUAGGACAAAAACCAAAUUUAUUUUGAUCUUUUGAUAGAUACUUCACCGAAUUACUGUCCAAUUUUUGUCAUCAUCUUCAAAAAUAAAAAAAAUAAUUUUUUUCAAAAAAAAUUUAAAAAACUUAAAAAUUUAAAAAAAAAAUACCAAUUUUAGAUGGUUUGCCAACAGCAAUGCUCCCAGCCCUUCUACCCGCAAUACGUCCAUCAACAGAGCUCGCAUUUCCAGCAACAGAAGCCCAACUAUGUUCACCAACAGCAAAUGCCCAUCCCAGUGCAGCCGGACUUCCACUGUCGGCCCGGGAUGAGCCAGAUGAACAAUGGCGGUCGCACCGUGCAUUUGUGGCACUUCAUCAAGGAAUUGCUGGAGAAUCCGAAGGAAUACAGCGGGUGUGUGCGAUGGGUCGACAGAGAGGAUGGUAAGAAUCGUUUUGAGAAGAAAAAUAUACAGUGGAGGACCUGAUCCAGUGGCAAAAAACGUACCAUUUUGCAUCCGGGAAGCAUCAAAAAUGUGGCAAAAUGCUUCCCUCUCCAAGUGAAAAUACUCCGGUUUCAAAAAGGGGAAAGGGCGCGCCCUUCAAAACAAAGUUUUUUCACUUGAAGAGGGAAGCAUUUUGCCACAUUUUUAAUGCUUCCCGGAUGCAAAAUGGUACGUUUUUUGCCACUGGAUCGGGUCCGUCACUGUAUAUGAAAUUUUUUUAUUUUUUUUUCAAAAUUUUUUUGUUUAUUUCAAUUUUUUUUUGUAACUUUCAAUGAGACAGAUAAGAAAUUUAAAAUUUCAAAAAAUACCACCAAUUUUUUAUCACCUACAAAUUUUUAAAAACUCAAAAAAAAAACAAUUUUUUCAUAAAAAAAGUUAACCUAAAAUUUUUCAGGCACCUUCAAGAUCGAAUCCUCCCUUCAGUUGGCGCGGUAUUGGGGAAUUCGGAAGAACCGAAGCCAAAUGAACUACGACAAAUUGAGCCGCUCACUCCGCCAGUACUACAAGAAGGGGAUAAUCCAGAAGCCGGAGAAGAAACAGCGACUGGUUUACAAGUUUUUGCCCCCCUACAAUCAUCCACAAGUCAACUAA
This is a messenger RNA of Bursaphelenchus xylophilus (pine wood nematode), 2657 nucleotides long. The record is from the annotation of a GenBank genome assembly. NCBI's taxonomy places the organism in Eukaryota, Metazoa, Nematoda, Chromadorea, Rhabditida, Aphelenchoididae.